CCAGCACGUUUCUACUGUAAAUUAACUAAUCUUGAAUAUUUUUUCUUGUAUCUUGGUUGUUUUAUGUGUUUUUGUGUGUGUGUGUGUGUUUUUUUUUUUUUUUGGGGGGGGGGUAUUUAGUCAAAAGGAGAUUAUUUUACCGAUAGUAAGCAUUGACCCUCCUAAAUUAGAAUACGACAAUGGUAUUACGCUCCAUCCAAAAAUGUGUCUCAAAAAUAAUCUAGCUUAGUGAUGAUAUGUGUUUGCAUCUAUCAGGAGAGUAUGUUAUGGGUCUUAUAUGUCUUACAUAAGAAGCCUCACAAGAGAAGAUACACGUAUAUAUGGUUCGUAGACGUGUAUGGGUAGCAAAAUUGAAGGAUUAAAGUAUAGGGAAAAAUAAAGCCUAUGAAUGUUACUCCCUCUAGUUCUAAUUAUAAGAUUUCGUUUGUAGUCUAUAAACAAGGUCUUAUAAUUAAGACCGGAGGUAGCAUUUCCUAGUAUCUCAUUUGUCUUUCUAAGAUAAAAUAUGAUCAGAUAUUAAUAUCCAUACCUAGUUGAGUGCUAGUAUAUAAUAAACAUGUUAAUAUUAAUUAACCCUAAACUAAUGCCUCUUAAUGCUCCCCCUCAUGCUGGAUUCCGACUUGGAUACUUCUACUUUUCACAAUGCUCCCCGCAAGCUGCGAAGCUGCUUGGGGGGUGUGAUUUGUAGUCUUCAACUAGGCCAAUCUUCUUCUCUCUCUUAAAAGUACCAGGAUAUAGAUUUGGAUUGGGAUUAUUAUCUUGCUAGAAAGCGCUACAAGAGCCAAUUCCAAUAAACUAUAUAAAAAACAUGAAAUCCAAUUCCUAUAAUAUUCAUAAUGCUCCCCUCAAGCUGGGAAGCUGCUUGGGGAGUGUGAUUUGUAGUUUUCAAUUGGGCCAAUCUUCUUCCCUAUCUUAAAAGGGCACCAUAAUGUAGAUUUGGAAUGGGAUUAUUAUCUUGCUAGAAAGUGCUACAAAAGCCAAUUCCAAUAAGCUAUAUAAAAAACAUGAAGGGGGUGUUUGGCAAUUUCUAAAAAAGUGCUUUUUGUACCCAAACCAUGGUUUGAGCCAGAUAAUUGCCAAACACCCAGUUUUUUCAGCAAACCUUGGUUUGGGUCAAAACCUAAGUUUCAAAAGAAGCAGAAUAUUUUCGCUUCUGGAGUGAAAUUUUGGGACAUUGGUGUAAUCAUUAUAUCCUGUCAGAAGGCACCUAUAUGACAAAACACACCCUCAUAUUGAAUCACAAGAACAGGCACAGGUGAGGUAUUUCUCAGCUCUGCAGAAGAAGAUCGCGCUUUGGGUAGUCCAAUCUGUCUAUCCUUGAUUUGUGAUCAACGGUGUUUGCAUUGUCCGGUGGUGGUUUAGUGAGGUUGACAUCGUUGGUUCCUUGGCUUAGCUCCACUACUCAGGUUGAUUAACUUGUGAUAAUUGAAGAGCUGUAAUUGUUCUAUAGCAUAAUGAGUAAGGAUCAAGUGAAAGCUUCGUGGGAUCUAAAAACCACAAAGGUGUUCAUUGAUUUGUGCAUUGAACUAGUUCAACAAGGAGAAAGAAAAGGUACAAGCUUAACAAAGAAAGCUUGGGGAAUUCUUGCCGAUAAGUUCAAUGCGAAAACUGGGAGAGCCUAUACAAAACCUCAAUUUAAGAACAAAUAUGAUUCCUUACGAAAGGAAUGGCAGACAUGGGAUAGGUUGCUCCACGAGACAGGUUUGAGAUGGGAUAUUGAAAAGAAUACUGUUAGUGCAAUUGAUGAUUGGUGGGAGAAGAAAUUAGUGGAAGUUCCAAACUACAAAAAAUUUAGAAAAAGAGGACUUCAAUUUCGAGAUGAAUUAACUCAACUAUUUGGAAGUGUGACUACAACUGAACCACAAUUGUGGGCACUUUCUCCCAUGACGCUUCUAAGUGAAGGAGCACCUAAUGAUGAUAUGGAAGAAGGGUUCGGAGAUAAUAGUGAAAUCUUAGGUACAUCAACUGGUAUAAGUGGGGAAUUUUACUUAGUAACUUUAAUGAAAAUAGUGGAGGUAGUAGGGGCAACAUUGGGAUAAGGCAGGAUAACAAUCGUGGGGAUAGACCUGGUAGCUCAUUGGGGAUCAGAAGAAAGAGUGAAGCCAUGAAGAAGAAACCAACUUUCCCUAUAAAAAUAUCAGAUGCACUUAGUAGGAUAGCUAAAGCAAAUGGUUCUGAUUUUCAACGUGGAAAUGAUAUGGUUUCACAAGCACAAGCUAGAAGGUUGGAAGAAAAAGCACGUGCUUAUGAGACUUCAAUUAUGGGAGUCCUAUCUCACCUUAAAACAAUUGAUGAAGUUUUCAAUGAUAUUGAUUUGUUUACACGCUGCACACGACUUCUUAUGGAACGACCGGAGGCAAGGGAAAUGUAUGCGGCGCUGAAGGAUAGGAGGGAACAACUUGUGGCCGUUUUGAAGCAUUUCACUAAGAAUUUAUGACUUGUUUAUUAUAUUAGACAACUCUUUAUGUCUAUUGGAUUAUGUGAUUAUUGGAUUGUUGUAUGAAUUAGACAACUCGUUACUUUCUUAAAUGUUUCGUAAUUUCUAUGUAAGGAUUCUAAACUUUAUGUAUGUGUGCAUAGGAUAAAACAGAAAUGGAUGAUGAAAUUAAAUUUGUGGAGGAGCA
Messenger RNA from Neltuma alba, 2624 nucleotides. RefSeq names its product L10-interacting MYB domain-containing protein-like. The record is from RefSeq and is a predicted model, not a curated record. The coding region runs from base 1455 to 2039 and encodes 194 amino acids. Lineage: Eukaryota; Viridiplantae; Streptophyta; Magnoliopsida; Fabales; Fabaceae. The transcript has 3 exons.